UAUUCGCGAAGUCUGAUCACUUUUUUCCGUGAGGGACGUAUUAGCUUAGAGCUAAAGCUAAGCUUCUUCUUCUGUUUUUUUUCAAGGCUCUUUGAGCGUUAAGAUGCAGCCUCUCGAUCCUAUAACUUUGGCUAUCAUUGCAGUUGUUGUAGCAAUCGUGCUUUCUGCACUUCUUUUACUACUCUUUGCAACUCGCGAGGAGCGAUAUGAGGAUGUUCUCGCAGCUCAGCGCUCUGAACAAGAGGCUUACAUGGCUCGCACUGCGUCUACAAAGCCCGUGAAACAGCGGAAGAAGUUUGGAAAAGCAAAGAAAAAGUAUUCAGAUGAUGGAGAAGGACAGGAGGAGGUUUCAUCUCUCCAAGUGGAGGAAACGAUCGAAUCGAAUGUGGAGAUAUCGAGAUCAAGUAACCUUGAUACUAUGCCUGAUGAUGAAUUCCUUCCCGAUCGUCCUGAAGAAAAGAUUCCCGCAACCGAAGAGAAGCCUGGCUCUGGAACUGCAAAAGACCGGCAAGGGAAAAAGAAGGCGAAGAAAGCUGUAGGAAAAGAAGACACGAGUUCCGUGACCGAGCGACAUGUAAUUCACGACAAACCACGUGAGGUGGCUGAAGAAAUGGUCUCCGAAGUUGUUGAUUCUACAAUCGAAAGCGAACCUGAUAAACCCGAGGAUUUCGAAAUUGAGCAGCCGAAACCCCUGAACAGCAGUGAAACAGCAGCUCCCGCGAAGAAGUCUAAAAGCAAACCCAAAACAACAAAAGAUAGGGACCCCAUUCAAGGUGAGGUGAGUACUAAACGCCUCAUGGAAAUGGUGACAGCUUCAAACCUGAACUCAACUGAAAUUCAAUCUUUGAUUGAUGUUCUGCUCAACAAGCAAGGAGAAAAUAGUCAGUGGAAGAAGUCAUCUUCCAAAGGUGAUACAUUGGAGUUGCUGAAGAAACAGCUUCAGGAAAAAGAGACAAAGAUAUCAGAAGAGCGUCAACAAUCUCAGAAUGCUGCUAAUAAGCUAAGGGAGUUGAGGGAUGAACUACAACAAGAAAAGCAAAAACUGAAGAAUCAACAAACUAAUGCAACAAGUAAAAUCAAUGCUCAGACCAAAGAGAUCCAAGCUCUCCAAGCUCGCAUGCAGGCUUCUCAUGAUAGCCAUGCAUUGGAGGUGCAAACUUUGCAAAGUCAGUUGCGCCAGCUGCAGGAUGUGGUGGCAUCUUCAUCUGUGGGUAAUGUUCAACGCCUUCAAGAGGAAAAUGCUCAGCUGAAGAAUGCAUCCAUGAGAGCAACACAACUAACUGCAGAUAAAGAAUCUCUUACCACAGAGCUGACGAAACUACAGCAAACAUACCGUCAUGUUAAGGGAGAACUUAGUACCAAAGUUGAUCAGUUAUCAAAGAGUGAAGAGCAAGUUCGGCAGUUGACAAUUCAUCAGAGCAGUGUGAAAGAGGCAGAGAAUGUGUUAUCAAAGCGACUGGCUGAAGUGAAUGAAGAGCUUCAUAAGUCUCAGGCUAGAAACACUACAUUGCAGAAAGAUCUGAACUCAACAGCACAAGCUCUCAGAGCUGAAGAAGCCAAAACAUCUGACUUGAAGAAGCGCAUGACUGACCUUUCAGCUGCUGACUCAAACCAAGCAGAUGCUCUGAACUCCUUGACAGCCAAACUUCAGGAAGCAACAGCAAGGGUUUCUGAGCUGGAAAAAAUAUGUUCUGAUGUAGAAGUUCAGUUGAAGAAAUCACAAGAAACCCAAACACAAAAAGAGAAAGAGAUACAAGUAAGUUGAGACUCAGAGGAAAAUAUUCGUCUGGUUUGGCAAAACAAAAAUUUGGAUUAUAUGCUCAGACCCUAAUUGUCUAAUGGCAAAGAACCUAAUGUGUCUGCAAAGAUCCAGGAAGAUGCGCUAAAGGUAAAGGAGGAUGUCAUUGCUGAACUCCAUGGCAAUGUGAUCAAGAAAGAUGAAGAAAUUGCCAGUCUAAAGAGCCUCUUAGACGAACAAAAGAACAAAAAUAAUGAGCUUCGAAAGAAGAACUGGAAGGCUAUGGAAGCCGUAAACGAUGCCGAGAAAAAUGCUCAGGCGCAAAUUAAUAAGGCUCUUGAGGCAGCCAAGGCUGCAAAUGAUUCUGUGGCUAAUGGACAGAGUGAUGUUGUGAAGGAAAGAGAUGAUGCAAUAACAAAACUCAAGGAAGAGCUCAAGGAGAAAAAGGACGAAUGUAUCAAACUAGAAAAUGCUGUACAACAACACAAGGAUAAGAAUAAUUCCUUUGUAGAGUUCAUCCAAAUGUCAUGGUAGACACCACAUUGGCAUACAAGAAGUGGCUUGGGGAGUUUGAAAAACAAGCAUCCAAAUCCUCUGGCGAUAGUGAAGAGUUGGAAGAGCUUACCAAAAAGUUUGAAGAAGUACAGGCACAAAAAGACACUUUGGUAGCAGAAUGUGCUCAUUACAAAGUCACACUCCAAGAAACAGAAUCCUUGCUUAGAAAGUUAGAAGACAAUGUUGAAUCUGAAAUGGACAACUGGCAAAAGAUUGUAGAACGAACUCAAAGAGAGCUCAAAGAGGCCAAUGAUAGAAUAUCAACAUUAGAAGAAGAUCUUCAAAAGACCACAGGAUCAGCUUCUUCUCAGCUGGACACAAUAGCAUCUUUAGAGCAACAUCUCAAGGAGGCCAGGGCUGCUGAGAGUGAAGCAAAGCAACGAUUCUCUGAAUUACAGGAACAGCUCUCAAAAUCUACAGUCUCUGAAGACAGUGACAAAAUAAGAAAUCUUGAGAAAGAACUUGAAGUGCUAAGAGCACAAGAUAGAGAACUUACUGAUACAAUUUCCAAGCUAGAAUCCACAGAAAAAGAUCUUAUAAAGUGCAAGCAGCAAAGGGAAACUUCAAUCAAAGAAAUUGCUGAACGUGAUAAUGAAUUGAAAACAGCCAAGGGUGAGCUUGCCAAGGUUCAAAGCUCAGAAGACGAACUAAAGAAGAAAGUGGUAUCACUUGAGGAGGCCUUAGCCAAGGCAAAUAAUGACCUUGGAAAAUCACAGGAAUCACUUGACAGUUUAAACAACAGCCCUGACAAGAAAAAAAAGGGACUGAAAGGAGCACUCAAUAAAGUAAAGAACAAGAAGGAUAAAGAAAAGGAUGACGGUAAACUGGAAGAGGCUGAACGAAGGAUAUCUGAACAGCGAGCAGAGAUUGAUGAUCUCAAGAAUUCUAAACAAGAAUUGGAAAAGCAGCACAAAGCGUUAGAAGUUGAAUACAAAGAGUUGAAGAGACUUUCAAUUUCUGUUGAAAGCGAACUGGCUACAUCGCAACAGAUAGAAAAAGAUAUUUCAGAAGCAAUGAGUGAGACAGCUAUAAGCCCCGUCAAGCCCCGCCCUGCCCCCAGUGACAACUCACUCAAACCCCCGUUCCGUGGGACAUUGAAACCAGCAGAUAACUUCGAUGCCUUAAAAGACGCAGAAGCUUUGAGGAAAGCUAUGCAGGGUUCUGGAAGUGACAAAGACGCAAUUGUGGCCAUUCUUGGAGCUCGGUCAAAUAAACAGAGACAAGAGAUUGCGGCCAAGUACCAGCAGAAGUACAACAAGAACCUCACGGAUGACUUGAAAUCAGAACUGAGUGGAAAGUUCCAGGAUGCAGCAGUCGCUUUGAUGGCCGUUCCAGAAAAUUACGAUGCAGUUUCUCUUCAUGACGCCAUGUCGGGACUUGGAACUGAUGAACAGGUCCUCAUAGAAAUUUUAAGUUCACGGACUUACGAGGAACUUCAAGUAAUGAAGUCAGCCUAUACGAAAAUUUAUACCGGUAAAGAUGUGCUUAAAAAGAUCAAAGAAGACGCUACUGGGGAGUUCAGGACAACUCUUAUGAACUUGAUAGAGAAAAAUCGAGAUAGCAACGAAAAGGUAAAGGAGGACCUGGCAAAGACGGAUGCCAAGAAACUCUUUGAGGCAGGGCAAGGCAAAAAGGGAACAGACAAAGCAGUAUUUGUCGAAGUCCUUACAAGCAGAAAUUAUGCGCAACUGCGAGCCACCUUAGACGCCUACAAAACUUUGGCCAAAAGUGAUCUCAUGGAUUACAUCAACGAGCACCUUAAAGGAGAUUUGCAGAAUGUCUUGAGGGCGAUAGUUCGAUGCGCUCAGGAUCCAGCUCUGUUCUUCGCUGAGGUGUUGGAAAAGGCGCUGGACAAAGGAAACAGUAAAAUUACUACACGUGUGCUGGUGACAAGAUCAGAGAUUGAUCUGGCUGAUAUCAAGAGUCAGUACGAAAAGAAGACCGGACAACUUCUGAAAGAUGUUGUAGCGAAGAAAAUGAAAGGAGACCUCGAGAAAAUUCUUCUACAACUUCUGGGCAAUUGACGAAAGAGCAAGGGGAAUUAAGACGGGUUACACCCGUUGUUCAUCUAGCCUUAGUUAAAAUUGUCUAAAAUUUAAAUUUGAAAAUGGAAUUUUGUUGUUCGUUUGGGUUCCUUGUGAUGCAUCAUUGUUACGCACUGCGGUUUUCGUUUCGUCCAAUCCUAGCAAGCGCUCGGUCAUGUUGAACCGUGAGCAUGUCAGGGAGAUUGAGACAGGUUUUACAAUAUUUCUGUGUACGUGUCAUUUUAGUGCGAGCAGAUUGCAACACAAGGAAUCCAAUGUAAUUGAAACUUCAAAACACGUCUUAUCAUACAAAAUAACAAUAUUAUAUCUUGCUCCGGACGAAUCUUCGGUGCUCGAAAUAUUUUUUGAAUUUCGCCUCUUACAUAAGUUAGGCUUUGUACUAAAUUAUAUAUAAAGCAAAUUGUCUUUUGGGGCACAACCCCCAAGGAAAAGCGCAGACGUUAAUUGUAAUGAAUUUGACCCCUUCUUUAAUUGAUUAAUUACUAAAAAGGCGGAUUAGUGGAGAAUUAAUAUAAAAUACUCAAACCAGAAUUAAUUUGCGUUAUUUCCUGAGCGUUAAAGUCGCGUAUCGUUUGAAAUUCAAAAGAAAUUUAGACAUUUUAUUUUGAUUCAAUUGUUAGUGUCAUGGUAGCUUUAGAAAAUUGGUGUGAUUGCAGUGAACAUUGUUGUUGGUGGCUGCAAAGAUCGGGUGAUAUUUAUUCUUCUUUUGCUGUUUUAACAACCAGCUUUGUUGGACAGAAACGGUUUACACUGUGUAGAUAGUAAGCACAAUUAGAAAACUUGAAAGCCAGUUCUGAAGGGAGUUCCUCUGAGCUGCUGUAGAUUCAGUUGAAAAUUUUGUAGAGUACUGAAUAAAACUUUCGUAUUUCUGCCCCACUUAGAAACACUUCACCGAAUCGAUAGUUACCGUUCCUAGGAAUGAUCACUGCCUAAAUUUUUCCAUACAAUUUCUAAUAAACCCUCCAACAGACAGGCAGCAAGAGGCAAGGCAAUUAUAAAUUGUGGGUUAUUGCCCGGAUACAACAUCAAAUAAUAAGGAGAAGUUGAAGUUCUUUGAGGACGCAGACGACGCCUCCUGGUGAUAUGCCAUCGUCACAAGUUUUAGGGAUUUCCGAAGUAGACAUGAAAACUUCAAGACUGGACGGAUUUAAAUUGCAGUAUUCGUUGUGCUUGUUGAGGGUUUUUUUCAAAAGUGGUUCGCGUCUUCCCUUGCUUGAUUUAAAACAGACAUACUACGCGAUGUAGUAAAAAUUGACUCGGUGGAGACUAGUAAUGUCUCGGAGAGUUUGGUUUGUAGUAGAUAAGUUUAAAGUUGUCAAGAAAUAAAGCACCAACGGUGAGAUUGUGUUGUUAAGCUCAA
Molecule: messenger RNA, 5698 nt
Organism: Pocillopora damicornis (cauliflower coral)
Lineage: Eukaryota; Metazoa; Cnidaria; Anthozoa; Scleractinia; Pocilloporidae
Biological process (GO): endosome transport via multivesicular body sorting pathway
Cellular component (GO): cytoplasm; nucleus; endoplasmic reticulum membrane
Molecular function (GO): calcium ion binding; calcium-dependent phospholipid binding; phosphatidylserine binding
Source: RefSeq, a predicted model, not a curated record